Messenger RNA from Nematostella vectensis (starlet sea anemone), 4883 nucleotides. RefSeq names its product coiled-coil domain-containing protein 158-like. The record is from RefSeq and is a predicted model, not a curated record. Bases 199 to 4545 code for a protein of 1448 amino acids. Lineage: Eukaryota; Metazoa; Cnidaria; Anthozoa; Actiniaria; Edwardsiidae. The transcript has 25 exons.
UAAGAGCGCGGUUUGAGCGCGGUUUGUUUGAAUACAAUUCGUUUCAAGCGUUUCAAAAGACAGCUGCUUUCAGCUUUUGUAAACCCAAAGCUUUGCUUUCAUUUCCCAAAAUUUGUCUGAUCCUUGAUAUGUACAGUUUGUAGUGUUUAUUUUAUUCAAGCGAGAGUUCCGAUAUGGAACAAGGCUAGUCGUACGAACAUGGCUUCAUCCUUACAACAAGGGCAAAACACCAUAAUGGACGACGAAAAGGAAAACAUUGCAAGCUCUGCUCAAGGCCGUAGCCCUAUUAAUGGUAUUCCUCCGCUUCCAGCAACGUUGAUGAUCCCUCCGGCGCCGUUAACUACUUGCUCGUCUGAUACAAUGAGUUCAGUACGAUCAACGGAAGCUCAAAGGAAUACAGCCACGACGAAUGUAAGUGAUAUUACCGGCCUGCAUCACAACCUAGAAAACAUGAAACAGCACAUCCAGCGUGAGUCCAAUGUCUUACAAGACCUUCAAUCUCAGUUGUCUGCACGAGAACAUGAGUUGGAUCGACUGAGGGCAGAACUACAUCAGCAUGAGCAAAGUCAGAAAGACUCUUUGCAGACAAUGAACACUAGAACACUAGAAUGGCCAAGAGGAUUUCCUCUUGCUCCUCAAGGGCUUGGAAGUAAUGUCUCCAUGACAACCCAAAGCUCAAGUCAGAGGGAUUUGGAAGUUUUCAUGCAAAAAUAUAGAGAGCAAACAGAGGACUUGAGAACAAGGCUUCGUAUGACUACUGAACUGUGUGCUAAGCAAGAAGCUUACUACAGAGAUAUUGUGAAAGAGCUAGAGGAAAGACUUCAUGAGACAAUCGAAGGCAGAGACCAUAUCCUUGCGCUACGAGAGUCGGAAGCAGCAAGUCAGCUAAACCUGGUCAAGCAACUUGAGGCAGCUUUGUUAAAGCAGAAGCAAUCUGCUGCAGAUAAAGAUCAGACUAUAAGUUGCCUUGAAACACGAGUGAAAGAGUAUGAAGAGUGUAAUGUUGGGUACACGUCUGCAAUCAGCCACCUCCGUCAUGUAGUUCAAGAUCAGGUGGUGAAGCGAGGGCGAGGAGAGCUGAUUCUUGGCUCUUCUGGUCCGAAACCAGAAUUGCUUGUGCAGGAGCUACAGAAAUGCCUUUUUGAGGAUGAAAGUGAAAAGCAGUUACUCAAAGCAAGGCUGGAAAAGCUUGAGUACGACAUUCAGUCUUCAAAGAGUGACUCACAAACAAAGAUGGAGAAAUUGAGCAACGACUAUGAAGCAAGGAUCACAAACCUGAAGGACGAUCACUCCAAGGCCUUGGAUAUUGCCGCAUCUCGUUCAGCCAGUGCGCGUGACGAUCUAGACCAGCUGCAGCAACAACUUAAACAUAUCAAGGAGCAACAUAUUACCGAGAUAUCUGCAAUGGACGAUAAGAUGAAAUCCCUUCGCUUGGAGUUAGAGUCCGUAUCCAAGCAAAAAAAUGACUUAUCAAAACAGUUUGAAACUCAGUCGUCCACUUUCGAAAACACAAGCCGCGAGACCCAAGUAGAGCUAAACCUCAUUCGCAAAGAAAAGGAGCAGCUUCAAGUUUCCGCGUCCCGAGAACAAGCCAACAGCAUUAUACUACAAGAGAGGCUCACCUCAUGUGAGCAGGAACUUGCGAGUGAACGCCAUCGGCUACAAGAGCUCAUGGAGGAAAAGAAAGCCUUCGAAAACGUAAAGUCUGAAGAGAUCACGAAAUUGAAUAACGAGGUUAGAGAGGCAAGAUCGCUUUUGCAGCAGAAGGAGCAAGAAUUCUAUCAGCAAGCUGAGCAAGAGAUGAGGAGAGUAGCCAGUGAGGAGCAGGAGAAGUCCAACUCCAGGCUUAACAUAAUUCUUUUUGAGGUGAACAAGCUGAACGUUCAGGUAGAAACCUUGAAUAGGGAGCUGGCUGAAAAGGACUCCCAACUGGAGGAACUGAACAAAGAGAGGACAAGUCUGCAAGAAGCUAUUGAGCUCAGAGACAGGGAGGUGUCGGUGGUGAGAGAGGAGAAGAUUGAACUCGCUACUCGCUAUGAUGAUAAGGCGAAGGAACUGGACCAGCUAAAGGAAGAUCUUCUCGCCAAGACAGGAUUUGCAGAGGAGAAGAGCAAAGAGCUAAACAGCGCGCAAACCCAGAUUGAGAAGCUCAAAGCUCAACUUGAGGAACGAGAAUGGACCAUAGCGAGCUUUAAGGAGCAGGGUGCGAAUCUAGCGCAGAUUCUUGAGCGGAAUAACCAAACUGGGGAUUCUCUGCAACGAGAGAGACAGGAGCUGAUACAGAAUCUACAAGAACAGGUCCGAGAGGUCCAGGAAAUGAAGCGACAUCGAGAGAUUUUGGCGAAGAAGCUCAAGGCGAAGGAUAAGCUUGUGAAAGACUUGGAGCAGCAAGUCCAGGAUUUGCAGCAGACAGUAACAGUUAAGGGAGAGGAAAUGGCAGCGCUGUUAGAUGACCGCGAAAACGCCCUAUCCGAGCUUAAGGGCCGUCAAAUGGAGGUGGGCAAGCUGCGAGAGGAGAGGGACACACUUAACACAGUGCUGGCGGGAAAAGACGGCGAGAGGGAGAAGGAAAUUAGUAAACUGCUAUCUAGACUUAAAGGUUCCGAACAAGACUUGAAUCUCACAAAAAGGCUCUUAAAAGCAAAAGGAGAGAUGAGUGGUAAAGCGGUCCUUGUCGCGGAGUCGAUGCAGGAGCAGAUUACCGCUAAGCGGGGAGAACUGGACUCCCUCAACAACAAAAUCCAUUGGAUGCAGGAAAGCCUGAAUGCGGCAAUCAAGGACAAGCGUUAUUUUGAAGCAAAGACGAACAAGCUCUCUGCCGAGUUGGCCCAAAUGACGGAGGAUCGGGAUCAGUUGAGUUUCCAGGCGCAGCAAGUCCGGGAAGACUGCGAUGGCUAUAGGAAGCAGGUCAAACAUCUGGAACAGGCUCUUGAAAAGGCUGCAAUCAAGCACGCAGACACUCAAGCGGAAAUAGAGAGACUUGGUCAGGAUAACGCAAGGUUGAAACUCAAGCACUCAUUGGAGAUUAAGGAACUCGAAAGGAACCAGAGAUCGUCUGUCAAACUUGAUGCCGCUACUGUAGCCGAGAUUCUUGGUCGUGUCACUGCUGGACUCAGAAUAACGCCGUUCAGUAAUCAGACUGACUAUAACGGGACACUGCCCGCGCUGCAACAGCCCAUUGUACUGCAAAGCAUGAUGGGUACACCCAAGGAGACGGCCACCUCACAACCGCCUGUACCAGUCAAGAGUUUGUCCACGAUGCUCCAGUCCACCCCCGCACAGGUUACUCCACAGAGUUUGAUACCAGAAGAUCACAACGAGCUCAAGUCCCUCCUUCAAGACGUGCGCAAUAUGAUCUCUGCAUUCCAAACACAAUCUCAGCAGCCUUCGGCGUCCUCUCUACCGAGCUCCGACAAGAGAGACAACGCACAGCAUGACAAGCAACGAAUGGGCACCGGGGCUAACACACGGUCUGAGUCACCCGUAAACUUCACCGAGACCGGGCAGCGAUACGGACAACCAAGUCAGACCGAGGCAAACACACGGCCUCAAUCACCCGUAGACUUCACCGAGAGCGGGCAGCGAUACGGACAACCAAGUCAGACCGGGGCUAACACACGGCCCCAGUCACCUCCGUACUUCGCUCAACUCACUGACGACGCCCAUCGAGAUAGGUACUCUGAGACACGCCCCACUAGGGUAAAUGCACGACCACAAUCACCACCUGUGUAUCUAGACAAGAAUCCCCAAGCGAAACGGCUCGAGUCGCCACCUGUCUUUGAUGGCACGAACUCAACGGGGAUGCCUCAUUACCACGAGAAGGGAUUCGACUCUGAUGGAUCUAACUUUGAGUACAAAAUAGACAGUCAGUCGUUUGACAAUUUUCGCCCUCCAUUGGGAAGCUCGUCGCCUAAGCCAGAUAGACAAAACUCAUACGGAGUAAGCGCCAGCGGCGCGGACGAACCGGACUACCUGGAUGAUUCCAUCUCGUCGCUCCUUUCCUUUCAUUCAGCGGAGCCCAAGGUAACAACUCACGCUCGUUACCCCCCUAAGCCUGCGAGUGCGUCUUCCGGUACGAGCGGUCAGCGGAGCACUGAGGUUCGGCACCAGGCGAAGAGCGCUUCGUCUGUAGAGUAUGGCCAGGAUGGCCGUCGCCAGGAGAAAGCUUCCAGUGCGUCCUCCAGUGCGAGUGGUCAGCGGAGCUCCGGGAGUCGGUAUAGGGGUAAAGCUGGAAGUGCGUCCUCGGGUACUAGCGGUCAGCGGAGCAGCACAUCUCGUUACACGAAAGAUAGUGAGACGUGGGGUGACAAAAGAACUAUGGGAUAUCAUGGCGGUAAAUCCAAAGUGCAGAAACGGGAGAGAAAGCUUGAUAACGGCUCUCCGCCAUCUUACCAGCGCGCUGAGCUAAUACUGAAGUCCCUCGCUCAGACUGGCUCACAACUUACCAGGAAAAAUAAAGAAAUCGCUAAUCUCCUCAAUGAGCAGGAUCGUCGGAUCCGUAAAUGCAGAGAAAACGAGAACGGUAUUCACUCGAUGCUUAGCUAACCUUUACCGAUUAUGGUUAGGAGAGGCGUAAUUGCUACACCUUCCCCGACGUGCGUGCUGUCUCGCGUGACGUAAAUAUGCCGCGCGCUGUUAUAGAUGCCCCGGGUGUUUCGCGGGUCGUGCAAAUAUUUCUAAGGUUUACAAAUAUCCCAUAAUUCUGGAGGUUAUGGAUUUAAUCAGGGACCUGACGUAUUCAAUACAAUUACACUUGCAUAUAGCAGUUUUAAAUUAUUGUGUACGUACGUUAUGAUUUGUUUGUAAAUAGCGAUUUUACUAUAGAUAGAUGUGUAUUUUAGACAUUUAUAUUAUCAAGUAUAUUAAAAAUAUCCAAGCUCAUA